Molecule: messenger RNA, 825 nt
Organism: Podospora pseudopauciseta
Lineage: Eukaryota; Fungi; Ascomycota; Sordariomycetes; Sordariales; Podosporaceae
Exons: 1
Coding region: 1-825 (274 amino acids)
Source: RefSeq, a predicted model, not a curated record
AUGCCUAGUUCUAGCAACACCCGAGCCCGGAAAACCCCUCGCUAUUUGAGAUCGCGAGUGCUGAAUACACCGUUCAAAAGGCGCCCCAAACACAAUGGCCAAGGGACCGGGAAGUCGACUGUGCACUCCUUAACCACCAAUUCGGAUAUAUGCGCAUUCUCAUGGCUGGACUCGGCCACUGAUGAGGAACCAGUAUCAUACCCACUUCAUACACGAAGUUCUCGUGCUGAGAACGGGCCAACCUUCCUAACACCGAACCGUUACGAACUUCGAUCUCGUACGACACAACAACACCGUGAUAUUCUGAGUGCUCGAAACAGAGCAACAUCACCGUCCAACACGAAUACCAACACCAACACGUGUAGCGAUACGUCCAACUCCAAUGCUAGAUCCAGCAUACCAGCUGAUACUUCACCUACUUCUGGGGCCUCAUCUAGACCACCAUCAUCGGCUUCAAUCUGUUCAACUUCUAAUUUUCGUCUGGCUUCAGAUUUCUCUUUAGCCCACACCAGUCUAGCUACCUCUCAGAAACGCCCACGAGAAACGUCUCCCGAGCCAUUGAGCACCGCAAUUAUACGCGAACGACAGCGGAAGCUUCUCCAAGAACAAGCAGAGCUGAAGCACAAGGCCAUCGAAGAAUACCACCGAACCGGUGACACCCGAGUCUUUGCUCCUUUUCUUGUCCCCUUCGUCAAAGAAGACGAGAAUGGGAAAAGGAGAAAACUGGGUGAAUGGAAGUGGGAUCGCGACGUGGAACGUCAUUAUAAAGAGGAUGAGACGACGAAGACGAGGAUCUGGGCUCCUGUUGAAGACUCCUUUCUCUAA